AUGUUUGGAGAGGGUCGAGAGGAAGCCACCAGGCUAUACGUCCCUCCGCUUCUCGAAGAUGAAGAACGAUUCGCUUCCGAGGCUUCCGAAGAUCUACCUCCGCCCGAUGUCGAGGCAGGCAGCGCACUACCCGUCUGGUUACGGGAGUCGUCAAAGACUUUCCGCUGGGGAUGGGUACCAUUACCGCUGCGAAAAGUCGGUCGCGCGACCGCCAAUUGGGUCAAAGGCCCCGACCCGCCUCACAUGCUUCUGUUGAAACCACUGUUUCCCCGAGUCCAGGAACUUCCCGUCCAAUACCUCGACCGUCUGCUGCCCAAGCGCAAAUACAAGACUUUAUUAUUACUGCUGCUAUAUGUAGCGUGGUUCUUGCCUUGGUUUUUGAUUUUGCUGCAUUCGCGUUCUUCUGGUUAUAUUGAAGGGUAUGGUCAGCCCCAGACACUGUCAUGCUCGACGAAUUUUUGGGAGUUCGAUAAUGGGUGUGGAAUUAAUGGAAACGAGUGUCGUCCGUUCUCCUCCUCGACUAUUCCUUUCCGAUGUCCUGCGAAUUGCCGCGACACUAAAUUGUUGGAGCCGCAUGUCGUGGGUAACCAGACAUACAACUACCAAGGAUUGGUAGUUGGAGGGCCACAGCCGGGUUCAUCUGAACCUGCCCUCUACCGCGCAGAUAGCUUUGUCUGCCAGGCUGCAAUCCAUGUCGGUGCGAUCUCGAACGAUGGCGGAUGCGGUGUUGUUAAGCUUGAGGGCGCAGCACAUUCUUUCCCGUCAGUGAAGCAACACGGCAUCCUUUCUGUCGGAUUUUCGUCGACCUUCCCCAAAGCUUUCAGCUUCGUCCAGUUAUCCUCGGCGCAGACCAGCUGCCCGUCUGAUCCACGUUGGACACUACUUGGAAUCACCGCCGCUGCCGUCGGCACUCUAUGGCUUUUCUGUACAUCGUCUCCCGUGUUGUUCUUCAGUACAUUUUUCAUGGUAUUCUGCCACACAGGACUCGUUGGAGAUCCGCCCUCAUAUCCUUUCUUGACCGACCUUGUCUCCGCUCUGCUAUCUCGGCUGUUGCCAGCGUCAUUUGUCGUCUACGUACUUCACAAAUUUUGUGCCGCGCCACUUCUGCAACCAAUCUCCUCCCCCAUUUACCAGUUUUCCAAGAUGUUCCUCUACUUACCACCGCUUUUCAUUGGAGCUUUGAACAACUAUACCUUUGCACGUUUGAUUCCACUGCAGCGUCUGACCCCGAUGGACAUCCAGAAACAACCUGGGGCAAAGCUGGCGUUGGCUUUUGUCAUCCCGGUUGUGAUCACAGUCAUUCUGAGCCAGGCGUGGCAAAUUCGCCAGGGUGGUCUACUCCCACGGUAUCUGAAGAUCUACUGCACGAUGGGGGUCAUCAUUUUAAUCUUGCUGCCUCUCCCUGGUCUUCGGCUGAGGAUCCAUCACUAUAUCCUUGCCAUUCUGCUCAUGCCAGGCACGGCCUUUCCUACUCGUCCCUCGCUUAUUUAUCAGGGCUUGCUGCUGGGUCUCUUUAUCAACGGUGUUGCCCGUUGGGGCUUCGCCUCCAUUAUUGAGACCCCAGCGGCCCUGGGAGAGCAAGCGCCGAGCGGAGAUGGUAUUCACGGCUGGUGGGGUGCUACCUAUCCCAAUGUUACGGAUACAUCUGUACAGAUUUCCUUGCCAGAGCCAGGUUCGAACUACACCCACCACGGCAAUGGUAACAUCACAUUUGCACUGUGGGAGCAUGAGCGUAUGUCAGCUCUCGCCGUUGAUGGCAUAUCGGUCCUUCUCAACGAUGUUGAACGUUGGCGUGGUUAUCUCGAUGAGGACAAACGCGGAGAAUUUACCUGGCAUCGCCAUGGGCAUAACGGGCUGGAGCUACAGAAAAACCCUCGCCUGGUCACUGGUGCAGACACAAGCAUCGAGACACAAGGGGUUCUGUUGGCCGAUAGUGAUCCUGACGAUGAGCCCGAAGAUGUAUUCUUCCGGUUCGCUUUUUUGAGAGGCUCUGAGGCUGGCAGGUACGGCCCGGCAGGAGUCUGGCUGAGUGACGGUGCGUGGUAUCCCCCUGCGCGUCCCAAGGCAUGA
This is a messenger RNA of Penicillium bovifimosum, 2070 nucleotides long. Its product is annotated as LCCL domain-containing protein. The transcript has 2 exons. Bases 1 to 2070 code for a protein of 689 amino acids. Lineage: Eukaryota; Fungi; Ascomycota; Eurotiomycetes; Eurotiales; Aspergillaceae. The record is from RefSeq and is a predicted model, not a curated record.